GAAAAAGAUCGAUCGUACGGCGGAAGUUGCGCACCUAACGUCCACCAGAGGGUGCUGCGAUUUGUAUCUCCUGUUUCGAAGCCGGGGCGGCAGACAUUGUUUCCCAAACUGCGGUUUAAAUCAAAUCUGUCCAGAUGAUGGUGGAAGAUAGGGCUUCGGCCAAAGAACUUGACCAAUGGAUAGAGCAACUGAACGAGUGCAAGCAACUGUCAGAAAACCAAGUGAAAACACUCUGUGAAAAGGCAAAAGAAAUUUUGUCUAAAGAGUCGAAUGUCCAAGAAGUAAAAUGUCCUGUCACAGUUUGUGGAGAUGUGCACGGGCAGUUUCAUGACCUGAUGGAGUUGUUUAGGAUAGGUGGCAAGUCCCCAGACACAAAUUACCUCUUCAUGGGGGAUUACGUGGACAGGGGGUACUACUCUGUAGAAACAGUCACACUUCUAGUUGCAUUAAAGGUUAGGUUCAAAGACAGAAUAACAAUUCUACGAGGAAACCAUGAAAGUAGACAAAUCACACAGGUUUAUGGCUUUUAUGAUGAGUGUUUGCGCAAGUAUGGCAAUGCCAAUGUAUGGAAGUAUUUCACAGACCUCUUUGACUAUCUCCCUCUCACUGCACUUGUCGAUAGCCAGAUCUUCUGUUUACAUGGUGGCCUCUCUCCAUCAAUAGACACACUAGAUCACAUCAGGGCAUUAGACAGAAUACAGGAAGUUCCUCAUGAGGGCCCAAUGUGUGAUCUGUUGUGGUCUGACCCUGAUGACCGUGGUGGCUGGGGGAUCUCUCCUCGUGGAGCUGGCUACACGUUUGGUCAGGACAUAUCCGAGACAUUUAAUCACAGCAAUGGUCUCACGCUUGUAUCAAGAGCUCAUCAGCUUGUUAUGGAGGGUUACAAUUGGUGUCAUGACAGAAAUGUAGUAACCAUCUUCAGUGCACCCAACUACUGUUACCGAUGUGGCAAUCAAGCUGCAAUUAUGGAACUGGACGAUUCACUCAAAUAUUCUUUCUUGCAGUUUGACCCAGCUCCUAGACGAGGUGAACCCCAUGUUACCCGCCGGACACCUGACUACUUCCUGUAAUGUGUGAUGGAAGUGAGACUAUAGAGAUGGAGUUGAGGAAUAUUAAAUUCUUCAAAUACAUAGACUUUGACACGAAGGCAGUACAAAUUGUGCUUACUUCUUGAUACUAAUUAACGCAGGAAACUUGUGUUUGUCAUUGGUUUCUUCCUUGAAAAUCGAACAAAUACAUCCUCUCAUGAAUAUAUAGAGCAAUAUUGCACCGCUGGCCACAUAGCAGAACCUUGUGUGGCCUAUGUAGUGCUUUCUCUAUCAGAUACUUUAAGAUAUUGUCAUCUUUUCUUAAUUAUUGAUUCUAAUGUGGGAUCUCUUGUAAUUAGAUGUCAAAAAUAGGGAGUAUUAUAAUUAUGCCACCAGAUUAUCUGCCAAGAAUUUACAGAUUAAAUGUGAUGUAAAGAUAGAACAGUGCAUGAAGUUAAACAAUUAUUUUCUUUUAAGGAAGGGACAAGAUACAGAUUCAUCUCACAAUUGUGUAAUUAUUUCUUGUCAGUUUUUGUUAUAUUUUUAAAAAUGUUUGUUACACAAACACUUUGUUGCUCCGCCAAAUUUUUAUUCGUCUUGAGUCCAUUUACCAUCUUUGUUGUGUAGUUAGGUGUGACAAUCAGUUGUGACUUGCUUAUAUCGCUAACAAAAUAAUUGGUUAACAAGGAGGAUAAUUACAUGUUCAUUUCCCUUUUAUCAUAAGUAUUCACCGGCUGUCCUCUGAAACAUCCACACUGAUUGUGUAAUUCAUUUGUGUCAAGAACGAUAGACACACUGUUGUAAAUCUGUGGACAGCAAAGAUGACCUGUUCUUUCUGUGGAUUUGUGGAAGUAUUUAUGGGUGGUAUACAUGUAUAUAGAAAUCUGUAAAUGGAUUACAAUGUAAUGGUGUAUUUAGCACAAGCAGCAGCAGCCAACUUGUCCUCCCAUGUAGCAGUGCUCCCAGAUCAUCCCAGUUCAUUUGAUUUUGUCUAGCUGUUCAGAAUUGUUUGGUUGCCAACAACUCAUGCUAUAUCUAUGUAUGUAAAAUAAAUAAUUUUCAAAGACA
Messenger RNA from Haliotis rubra (blacklip abalone), 2096 nucleotides. RefSeq names its product serine/threonine-protein phosphatase 2A catalytic subunit beta isoform-like. The record is from RefSeq and is a predicted model, not a curated record. Gene Ontology annotation, biological process: mitotic cell cycle; peptidyl-serine dephosphorylation. NCBI's taxonomy places the organism in Eukaryota, Metazoa, Mollusca, Gastropoda, Lepetellida, Haliotidae. Gene Ontology annotation, cellular component: cytosol. Gene Ontology annotation, molecular function: protein serine/threonine phosphatase activity.